AUUUUUCAUCUGUAUCCAUAACAAUUGAUUGUUGACUGAGCGGUAAAAAGUGUGAAAACGUCUUAUUGAGACAAAUAGUGAAUUUUCUUCGAAUGUUUUAAUAAAUAAGUGCUUUAAACUAUGUUCCGUUCACCGAAGGACAUGGUAUAUCAAUCAAAACCGAAGGAAAUUGAUGAAAUUAUAACAGACGAUGGUUUCAAUUGUGAUUUAUGUAAUAGUGGCCCUUACUCUACUGAAUUCGACGUUGAAAUACACCGUCGUAGCGCUCAUAAAUGGGAAAUAGUUAAAGCUUUAAAAGAUGACGAUGUUGCUAUAUGUUCUAUAUGCUUCUACAUACAAAAAGACAAGGAGUCACUAGUACAACACAUUCUAACAGACCAUCUCUGUUCCUCCCCAGAUGCAAAGGUGAUAAACAGAGAAAUUUUCGUCUGCGAUUACUGUGAUCACUUGUUCUUCAACAAAGACCUCCUUAUCGCCCACAUUUACCAUUUCCACGUAGCGAAAGAAUUAAAAAAAGUAUCAAAUAUACGCCAUAAUUGCCCUAAAUGCAUGAAGCUGAUAUCUGCAAAGUCGACGUGGUUUCAUCUUUUGAGUCAUGGAGUAAUCAACUCAAGAGUUUGUCCAAUUUGUUUAAAAUGCUUCAAUAGAAAUGCUGAGGUCUUAAAUCAUGUGAAGACUCAUAAAGCGCAUUUGAGAUGUAAUAUAUGUGGGUUCGUUACAAUGAAGGAGUUAAUUUUGAGCAGUCAUAUAAAGAAACAUCGGAAAGAUAGGUAUUUUACUGGCAAAGCUGAUGUGUCCAAAUAUUUUGUACCGUGUCGUCUGUUUCCGUCUACUAGGAAACAGAGCCAUGUUAUGAAAGGCAUUCCAAUGGCUAGCGAGGUACGCAUCUGUGUGAUUUGUCGGACGGUCUGUCUCAACAAUGAUGAAAUGUUAAUGCACAUAUAUGGGGACCACGCACCCGAUGAGAAGGAGAAAUCGAAGAAAUAUCAAUGCGUUUGCGGCGAAGAGUUUUUCAAUAAUGUUCUGUUGAAGCAUCAUAUUUUUAAAAUGAGAAGCGGCCAUAAUGUUUUUGUGGGGGAACCACAGGAGUCUGGAGAAGUCAAACACAUGUGCACCUGUGGAAUGGAGUUCCCAAACACACUGAUGCUGAAACACCAUGUGAUGCUGAUCAAAUCCAUGCACGAACCCUGUGAUGAACCUAUAGCGUCGGAAGACGGGCAGUUGGGUGCUGAUCUAUAGACUAGCCGAAAUAUGGCGAUUGCCUAUUACAUAGAAACCCCUAUCAUAUGGACAUAGGUUAUGAAAAACUGUUGUUAACUGUCAAUGUCCAAUACGGUAGUUUCCAACUAGUCAAAUUCAAUACUUUUAUCCAAACGUCAAAAACGAUACUUUUCUAUU
Molecule: messenger RNA, 1398 nt
Organism: Spodoptera exigua (beet armyworm)
Lineage: Eukaryota; Metazoa; Arthropoda; Insecta; Lepidoptera; Noctuidae
Source: the annotation of a GenBank genome assembly